Aspergillus homomorphus CBS 101889 is the source of this 774-nucleotide messenger RNA. RefSeq names its product ribulose-phosphate 3-epimerase RPE1. Bases 1 to 774 code for a protein of 257 amino acids. The record is from RefSeq and is a predicted model, not a curated record. Gene Ontology annotation, molecular function: metal ion binding; D-ribulose-phosphate 3-epimerase activity. NCBI's taxonomy places the organism in Eukaryota, Fungi, Ascomycota, Eurotiomycetes, Eurotiales, Aspergillaceae. Gene Ontology annotation, biological process: pentose-phosphate shunt, non-oxidative branch; pentose-phosphate shunt; carbohydrate metabolic process. Gene Ontology annotation, cellular component: cytosol. The transcript is spliced from 3 exons.
AUGUGUCCCCCAGCGAUCAUCGCCCCCUCGAUCCUGAGCGCCGACUUCGGCACCCUGGGCAGCGAAUGCUCAACGAAGAUCGCCCAGGGUGCGGACUGGUUGCACGUCGACAUCAUGGACGGCCACUUCGUCCCCAACAUCACCUUCGGCGCGCCGGUCGUCUCCGCCAUCCGGUCGCAUGUUGCGCGUCCCACGGAGGCCCACGGCAAGGGCACCUUCGACUGCCACAUGAUGAUCAAGGAGCCCCACAAAUGGGUCAAAGAAUUCAAAAAGGCCGGCUGCGACCUGUACUGCUUCCACUACGAAGCGGCCGUCUCAUCGGUGGCAGCCACCGAGCCCGCGGACUCGACGACCACGCGACACACCUCGCCCAAGGAACUGAUCCGCUACAUCCACGACGAAGGCAUGCAGGCUGGCAUCGCCAUCAAGCCCGAUACCCCCGUUGACGUGCUCUGGGAGAUCCUGGAGAGUGAAGACGCGAAGGAGAAGCCGGAUAUGGUCCUCGUUAUGACCGUGCAUCCAGGCUUCGGCGGACAGAAGUUCAUGGCCUCGGAGCUGCCCAAGGUGAAGGCACUGCGGGAACGGUACCCGGAGCUCAACAUCGAGGUUGACGGCGGGCUGGGCGUGGGCACGAUCGACCAGGCGGCCGAGGCGGGCGCCAACGUCAUCGUCGCGGGGUCGGCGGUGUUCGGCGCGCAGGAUCCCGCCGACGUCAUCGAGAAGCUGCGCCAGGCGGUGAACAAGUACCGCAACAACAAUGGGAAACAAGAGUAA